Aureobasidium uvarum is the source of this 468-nucleotide messenger RNA. The record is from the annotation of a GenBank genome assembly. Lineage: Eukaryota; Fungi; Ascomycota; Dothideomycetes; Dothideales; Saccotheciaceae.
AUGAUUACCGGACCUCUCAGCCGCCGCCUUGUGGCCCAGCAACCUCGUGUGCUCAGCCAGCGCCCUUUNGCAAGAAUCAUCAGCAGACCUUUGUCAUACACACACCAGCUCCAGGCACGCAAGGACGCUCAGGACAAGGACUCGCUCAAGCCUGAGCCCAACGAGUACAGCAAGAGCGGCUCGGACGACGAGGCAGCUCGCGUCGAGAAGACGGCCUUCGACCCCAACAAGACAUCGCCCGAGGAACAGCACGACUCGGCCGCCAGCGAGUCCGCAGAGCUUGGACAGGCAUCAAACCCUCUGAACGUCAGCCCUGCAAACCAGGAAGUCAGCAAGCCCAGAAGUUCGACAGAGGGAGGGCACGAAGGCUCGGCCGCCUCGUCGAGCGACAGCCCUAGCGACAGGUCCAGAAGCAGCGGCAGCGGUAGCCCCACCAAGGGCAGCGAGGGUCAGAAAUACAGCUCGUAG